AUGUCCAUAGCUGUUACUGAGCAACCUCAACAUUCAGCAUUCGGAAAAUACAAACGUUGGUUGCGUUUGUCCCUUUAUACAAUCUUACUUCUGGCAGGCCAAUGCACAGCCACACUUUUGGGAAGGUUCUACUUUGAGAAAGGUGGUAAAAGCAUAUGGAUUGAAACAUUUGCUCAAUCUGCUGGGUUCCCUAUACUAAUUCCACUCCUAUUUUACUCUGCCAAAUCAACCAACCAUGAUUCCUCCAAAACCAAAACCGAACCAAGAAGCACAGUUAUGAUUCCCUUGUACCUAGUUAUCCUAAUCGCACUCAACACUGAAUCGGAGGACACAAACCUUCCGAAAUUGAACCUACUAAUCGGGAUCUUCUGUGUCCUUGCUGCAUCUGCCAUGUUUUCUUUACAUCACUCUCUCUUGCAGCUCUAUUUUGUGAAGAUUGCAAAGACAGAAGAAACCUAUCCUUCUCUGUUGAAGAUGAAUUUUUACCCCAUGCUCGUUGCUGCAGUCGCUGGCCUUGUGGGAUUGUUUGGAAGCGGAGAUUGGAGAAGUAUCGGAAGAGAGAUGAAGGAGUUUAAAUACGGUGGAGCGUCUUACGUAAUGACUCUGGUUUGGAUUGGUGUGACAUGGCAAAUAGCAUGCAUUGGUAUGUUAGGGUUGAUUUUCGAGGUAUCUUCAUUGUUCUCUGUUGUAAUAGGUAACCUGGAACUCACCGUAACUCCUAUCCUUGCUGUGUUUGUGUUUCAUGACAAGAUUUAUGGUGUGAAGAUUAUAGCCUUCUUGUUAGCUGUAUGGGGCUUUUUGUCCUAUAUAUACCAACAUUAUCUCGAUGACCAAAAGGCCAAGCCAGAUAAAAUUGAUGAUGGCCUUGGCCUUUCAAAGGUAGAAGAACAAAUUUCAUAA
Vigna radiata var. radiata (mung bean) is the source of this 900-nucleotide messenger RNA. Its product is annotated as probable purine permease 10. Gene Ontology annotation, cellular component: membrane. Lineage: Eukaryota; Viridiplantae; Streptophyta; Magnoliopsida; Fabales; Fabaceae. Gene Ontology annotation, molecular function: purine nucleoside transmembrane transporter activity. The record is from RefSeq and is a predicted model, not a curated record. Bases 1 to 900 code for a protein of 299 amino acids. The transcript has 2 exons.